Messenger RNA from Rana temporaria (common frog), 2613 nucleotides. RefSeq names its product oocyte zinc finger protein XlCOF6.1-like. NCBI's taxonomy places the organism in Eukaryota, Metazoa, Chordata, Amphibia, Anura, Ranidae. The record is from RefSeq and is a predicted model, not a curated record. Bases 109 to 1338 code for a protein of 409 amino acids. Gene Ontology annotation, molecular function: DNA-binding transcription factor activity; RNA polymerase II cis-regulatory region sequence-specific DNA binding. The transcript is spliced from 3 exons. Gene Ontology annotation, biological process: regulation of transcription by RNA polymerase II.
UCCCGGGAUUCCACACAGGAAGGUCACACCGUCCCUCACCAUCAGGGUCAGGAACUCAUUGAUGUAAAAGUUGAGGUGAAGGAGGAGGAAGAAGAAGAGACGUAUGUGAUGGGUGAUCAGCAAUGUAUGAAGGAGGAAUCUUCUCUUAAUAUCAGCUCAAAUGGAAAGUAUUGUUCAGAGAUCGAUACAUUGGAGAGAAGUCUUAUUACGUCUCCAGAUAGUACUGCAAAAGAUGGUGACAUUGCACAAUCGUCUACAAAAGUAAAAUUUUUCUAUUUGGUCAGACCGAUGGAUCCUUCUAAUCCUGAGAAAUCCCAUACUAUGACUUCAGAUGUCCAUCUAAGACCAAUGGAUCCUUCUAAUCCUGAGGAACCUUCUGAGAAAUCCAAUUCUAUGACUUCAGAUGUCCAUCUAUGUUCUCACAGUGCUGACCAAUCAACAGAUCCGUCCAAUCUCCAGAAACCCUCUUCAGCCCAUGAGGGAGCUCACACAGGAGGGAGCUCAUUGCCAUGUUUGGUGUGCGGGAAAACGGUCACUAAGCAAAAUGCAGUUGUUUACCACCAGAAAUCUUACAAGCCUGAGAGUUCCUAUUCAUGUUCAGAGUGCGGAAAAAGUUUUGCUAAGAAACAAAAUCUUCGUAUACACCAGAGAACACACACUGGCGAGCGUCCCUUUUCCUGCUCAGAGUGCGGAAAAUGUUUUUAUGAGAAACAACACCUUCUUAUACACCUUAGAACUCACACUGGCGAGCGCCCCUUUCCUUGUCCAGAGUGCGGUAAAUGUUUUUCUGAAAAGCGAAACCUUCACAAACACCAGAAAAUUCACGCGAGUGAGCUUCCUUAUUCAUGUUCAGAGUGUGGAAAAGGCUUUCCUACAAAACAAAACCUUGUGAAACACCAGAGAAUACAUACGGGCGUGCGGCCCUUUUCCUGUUCAGAGUGCGGAAAUUUUUUUUCUACAAAAGAAAACCUUGUUAUACACCAGAGAAUUCAUACAGGCGAGCGUCCCUUUAGCUGUUCAGAAUGUGGAAAAUCUUUUUCUGAAAAGGGAAGCCUUCGUAAACACGAGAGAACUCACACGGGUGAGCGUCCCUAUGACUGUCUAGAGUGCGGGAAGUCUCUUUCUAGUAAAAGAUGCCUUCAUAAGCACCAGAGAACUCACACGGGUGAGCGUCCCUUUUCCUGUUCUGAGUGCGGAAAAUGUUUUUCUGACCAAGGAUUCCUUCUUAAACAUCAGGGCGUUCAUACGGGGGAGCGUCCCUUUUCCUGUUCGGAGUGUGGAAAAAGUUAUUGUGACCAGACAAGACUUCGCAGUCAUCAGAAUAAAGAACAUUGUUGACCGUCCAUAUAAUAAAAUGUUUAUAAUGGGGUAAAUUCUGGCCAAAUUCCUGGUUUUAUUUAUAGGUGGAGCUUAUUAGGAGGAGUCUUCUGUUGUCUUCUGUUUCUUGGAGACUACAAAUGAUGUGAUGAGCCUCCUAUAUUCUUCUGUUGGGUUCUUCUGUUUCUUGGAGACUCCAAAUGGUGGGAUGUCCCUCCUAUAGUCUUCUGUCGGGUUCUUCUGUUUUUUGGAUACUACAAAUGGUGGGAUGUUUCUCUUAUAGUCUUCUGUUUAUUGGAGACUCCAAAUAGUGGUGGGAUGUCCCUCCUAUUGUCUUCUAUUGCCUUCUUCUGUUUCUUGGAGACUCCAAAUGGUGGUGGGAUGUCCCUUCUAUAGUCUUCUAUUGGCUUCUUCUGUUUCUCGGAGACUCCAAAUGGUGGGAUGUCCCUCCUAUAGUCUUCUGUUGGCUUCUUCUCUUUCUUGGAGACUCCAAAUGGUGGGAUGUUUCUCCUAUAGUUAUCUGUUGGGUUCUUCUGUUUCUUGGAGACUCCAAAUGGUGGGAUAUUUCUCCUAUAGUCUUCUGUUUCUUGGCAACUCCGAAUGGUGGUGGGAUGUCCCUCCUAUAGUCUUCUGUUGGUUUAUUCUGUUUCUCAGAGACUCCAAAUGGUGGGAUGUCCCUCCUAUAGUCUUCUGUUUCUUGGAGACUCCAAAUGGUGGGAUGUCCCUCCUAUAGUUUUCUGUUGGUUUCUUCUGUUUCUCAGAGACUCCAAAUGGUGGGAUGUCCCUCCUAUAGUUUUCUGUUGGUUUCUUCUGUUUCUCAGAGACUCCAAAUGGUGGGAUGUCCCUCCUAUAGUUUUCUGUUGGUUUCUUCUGUUUCUCAGAGACUCCAAAUGGUGGGAUGUUCCUCCUAUAGUCUUCUGUUGGGUCUUCUUUUUCUUGGAGACUCCAAAUGGUGGGAUGUUCCUCCCAUAGUCUUCUGUUGGGUCUUCUUUUUCUUGGAGAUUCCAAAUGGUGGGAUGUCCCUCCUAUAACUGAAAAAUAAUCUGCAUGGGAAUAAUAAAGAAAUGAGUCCAUUAAAUAUUGAAGAUGAUAUCAGUCUUAUAAGUCUAAUAAAAGAGAAACACAGGAAGCACAAUGGAGCUCACGUUCCUCCCAUAGUUCCAGUCUCACAUCCAUAUUACAUCUCCGAAAUAAUCCUCUACAUGAAUAAACACUGUAAACAGGGAUGGACUGGUCAUUGGGACUACAGGGAGUUUCCCGGUAGGCCAAUGGCUCAGUGGGCUGGCUUCAGUGACA